AUGCCAAUUGUGGGGCGGCCUGCUCAGAUUCAGGAUCUUCCAUUGAAUUCAAUUGAUGACCAGGUCCCAUGUGCAGUAUAUUGCUUGCUUUUAAGUAUGUCUCCUAUCAAUGCACAGUUCUAUCAAAUGCGAGUGACUGACUUCACCAAGCACCCAUAUCUCAAAACACAAUAUGAUGAACGAAUUCUGAGUGAGUACUUCAUUGACAAGGAUCGAAUAGCAAGCAUUGAUAUCCACAAGAGUAAAUGGCGAUCUGCAGUCAACGCUGCUCGUGAACAAUUCUCAGGGGAUUUUGAACAACCAGUCGAUAGUGUUAAGCUCAUAAAUGAAUUGGUGUUUUGCAAACUCACAUUGAAGUCAAAGUCAUAUAACAAUGUUCUUGAACCCCGAGUGAUGUAUAUUGAAUUUGUCGGAAGGAAUUGCAACGAAGAUAAUUAUCUCAAGCUAUUGGAUUCUGUACUCUCCGACCUUCCAUUUAGUUUCGUUAUGAGUCAGAGAGAUAAAUUCAAGCAGAGGUUUCCUCCGUCUAUUUUGGCCAAAUGGGAAAGUAUUAUUGAAUCUAGAGAGAGAUCUUUAAGGAGUGUCACACAACUUGAAUCACAAGUAAAAGUCGAGGCAGGAGAUACUUCGCGAUCUCUGGCCAUUGAAUUUUCCGACUUGGAGGUAUCUGACGAAGAACUGAACAUAGUAGAGAAUCAAUGGCGUCCAAAAAGGAGGCAUUCCAACCCCAUAUACCCUCUGAAGAGAAUUAAUGGCCCAAAAAACAAUAAAGUCACUGAACAGAUCUCAAUUCUGAACCUCAAAAGGCUUGAAGAAUGUGAAGUCAAUGGCCAUUACUUCCUUAUCAAUGGUCAAAUAGUCGAAACAUUUCCCCAAAAUUGGAGCUAUGUUUGUGUGAAAUCGUACGUGGGAGUUAACUCCACGUACGAAUUUUCUGAUCCAAUGCUUAGAGAAGUGGAAUUGAUAAUUGCUGACAAGGAAGGCUUUUUCUUAAAUAUAUGGCUUGAUAAGAAUCAACUCCUAUCCUUGUUUGGGAAGCUUGUUGAAGUCAUAUUUUGUGAAGCAUCAAAAACGGUACCCAUGCUUUUCAAAGAUCACGAGUUUGAGGUAGUUAGAUGCAGAAGAAAGAUAGGAAACUCUUUAGUUCCAACGUGGACUUUUACAGAUCCAUGUUUAAAACAGUUGAGGAAUGAAAUAAUUGGUAUUAGCGACGAAGGUACUUAA
Lizanozyma spartinae is the source of this 1224-nucleotide messenger RNA. It is a transcript of the gene CDC13, whose product is annotated as Cdc13p. The coding region runs from base 1 to 1224 and encodes 407 amino acids. Lineage: Eukaryota; Fungi; Ascomycota; Pichiomycetes; Serinales; Debaryomycetaceae. The record is from RefSeq and is a predicted model, not a curated record. The transcript has a single exon.